This is a messenger RNA of Trichoplusia ni (cabbage looper), 1618 nucleotides long. RefSeq names its product pyridine nucleotide-disulfide oxidoreductase domain-containing protein 1 (gene Pyroxd1). The transcript has 2 exons. The record is from RefSeq and is a predicted model, not a curated record. Gene Ontology annotation, molecular function: flavin adenine dinucleotide binding; oxidoreductase activity. Lineage: Eukaryota; Metazoa; Arthropoda; Insecta; Lepidoptera; Noctuidae. The coding region runs from base 149 to 1567 and encodes 472 amino acids.
UAAUUUGUCAAUGUUCAAUGUUGACAUGUUUUUGUAAAUAGGUUAUUUAUACAGCGAAAAUAUUGUAAUCUUAGUUAUCCUUAUGACAUAUUGACUGUAGUUAUGAAAGUAUCAAAAUAAAUUAAGCGAAUAUAGGAAACCAAAAAUAAUGUCUGAAAUAGAAGCGACUUAUGUUGUGGUCGGCGGAGGCAUAGCUGGCGUUACGUGCGUCGAAACCCUCGCAAUAUUACACCCAGAAGAAACACUUGCAAUAAUUACCGCAUCUUCUUUAGUGAAAAACGUAAGUAACGUGAGUUUUUAUGCCAAAACCAUUGUCAAGUUCGAUGUAAACGAAACAGAAGCAAGUUCGUUGAUGAAGGUUCAUCCAAAUUUAAAAAUUAUUUAUGAUUCCCUAAAACAUGUUGAUACAGAAAAUCAAAUUGCCUACACACAUGCAGGUGAUAAAAUAAGGUACAAAACUAUGUGUUUAUGUACCGGUGGGAUUCCUAGACUCAUCAGAGACUCACACAAAAGUAAUAGAAUACUUGGAAUAAGGGACACAGAAUCAGUAAUAGAAUUUCAACAGAAGCUCAAGACUGGCCGCAAAAUGGUGAUUGUUGGCAAUGGAGGAAUUGCAUCUGAAAUCGUUCAUGCUACAUCAGGCAUCCAGAAAGUUUGGGUCAUCAGAGAUGAUUAUAUAUCAGCCACUUUUAUUGACCCUGGAGCUGCUGAAUUUUUCCAAAACACUUUUAAAAAUAAAGAAGUUCAACCUGAUCAAAAGACAGUACUAAGAAGACAUGUCUUCUCAGAGGAAGAUCAUGUUGUUUCUCUUAACAAAGAUUUAAAAUCAGCUGCAUUAGGUCCUGAUUGGUACAGAAAGUUGGAAGGCAAUAAAAAUGAUAGAGGUGUACAAGAACUAGAGAUAAUUUAUAAAGUUGAAAUAGGUUCAGUUGAAGAGACCAGUGACAAGGAAUAUCCUCUCCAAGUGUUACUUACCAAUGGGAGGACUAUAGAAUGUGAUUUUGUGAUAUCUGCCACUGGUGUAGAGCCUGCUGUAAAUUUUACCUGGGAUAAAGCACCUACUCAAGGACCAGAUGGUGGUUUAAAUGUAAAUGAGUUCCAGGAGACAUCAAUCAACAAUGUGUAUGCUGCAGGUGAUGUGGCUCAUGCUGCUUGGGAACAUGCUCCACAUUGGUUCCAGCUUAGGCUAUGGACUCAAGCAAGACAAAUGGCUGGAAUGGCAGCCAAAGCUAUGCAUGGUAAAAUAACCAAUGAGGCUGUAUUGCAAGAUUUCUGUUUUGAACUAUUUAGCCAUUGCACCACUUUAUUUGGGUAUCAAGUGAUUUUAUUAGGCAAAUACAAUGCACAAGGAUUAGGAAAAGAGUAUGAAAUAUUAUUACGCAUGACACCUAAUAAAGAAUACAUAAAAUUGGUACUUCAAGAUGGAAAAUUACAAGGAGCUAUACUAAUUGGGGAAACCGACUUAGAGGAAAUGUGUGAGAAUUUAAUUCUUGACCAGUUAGACUUGACACCUCUUGCUGAUCAAAUUUUGGAUCCUGAUAUUGAUAUUGAUGAUUAUUUUGAUUAAGUAUAAUGUGUAAUCGUUUUUUUUUUAUUAAAUAGUUUAUGUUUUGUUAAA